Molecule: messenger RNA, 2725 nt
Organism: Actinia tenebrosa (Australian red waratah sea anemone)
Lineage: Eukaryota; Metazoa; Cnidaria; Anthozoa; Actiniaria; Actiniidae
Product: DNA repair protein XRCC4
Biological process (GO): positive regulation of ligase activity; double-strand break repair via nonhomologous end joining; DNA recombination
Cellular component (GO): DNA-dependent protein kinase-DNA ligase 4 complex; nucleus; DNA ligase IV complex
Molecular function (GO): DNA binding
Source: RefSeq, a predicted model, not a curated record
GGAAGGCAAAGAGCGACCGCAGGUCGUGGAGGAGCACGGGGGAGACUACUUAUAAGUGCAUACAAUACCGCACGGCCUUAGAAGGUUGGAAGAGAAGUGAUCAGAUUUGCUAAUAAGUUCUUAAAUAUUCGCACCCGUGGGACCAGUGAACACAGUUUGGCAAUUGAAGUAUUCGUAUAAUUCGAAUAUUAUAUGCGAGAUACGAAAAUAUCCGAAGCCUAACCGAAUCAACGAAGAUAUCGACGAUUGGUCKACGAUUGACCAGUGCGAAUACCGAGAGUACGACCCGCGAUACUUGAAAGAUGGAAGAUUUGUGCAGAAUCGAAGCUAAAGAUCAAACAUUUUUUCUCGUUACUAAGACUUUAAACGAGGGAAAAGACGGCUUCAAGCUAACGCUAUGUGAUGGAGAACAAGUAUGGAGAAGAACAGUGUCAAAAGAGGAAGUGCAAUGCAUGGCCGAGGGUGUAGACAUGAGCAUAGGCRAAUAUGUGGAACAAUCUAUUGGUGCGCUAACACAACAGUCUUUACAUAAAGCAAGCUUUGUUUAUGAUGUCCUAAAACAAGAUCAUAAUCUACAGUUCUCAUGGAAAAAAAAGCUUGAAGAUGGAGUAAAGUUUCAGAUGGGUUCUGUCAUGUUAACAAAAGAAGAAGACUGCCGUAAGUCGAUGAUUGAGAUACUUAGCCUAGCCGUCAACCAUAUAACACAUCAUAAGGAAGAGAUAUCUAGUUUGAAAUCAGAAAAUAGCAGACUUUCAAAUGAAAGGAAAAGUGCAAUGAAACUUCUGGAAAAAUGCACUACUGCAAAAGAUGAGAUGGAAAAAGAUCUCUUUGAAAAGUUUGCUGCUGUGCUAAAUCAAAAGAAAGCAAAAAUAAGACAACUACAAUCCCAGGUUUCAGAAUACGCCAAAGACAUGACAGAUGCAGGACAAAAGAAGAAGAAACCAAGGAGAAGAUCUUUAUCAGAAAGUGAGAGUGCUGGUAGUAGGACCCCUUCCCCAUGUCCAGAAGAUACGUCACAAGGCGCAACAGCUGAAGAAAGUGCAUCCAACGCAGCAACUCCUUUGUUUUUGGCUGAAGAUGAAGAGAAACCAAUGGAGAUGAAUACUAGAAGACGGAUACGUAGAGGACCUAAAAAGGAAACACCAAGAAGCAAACUUGUUCUACCCAAAGUGCCUGCAGUUAAGAAAACACCCAGUUCUUCCUCUGAAGACAGUCUCAGCACACCUCGGCUUAGGAAGAGAACAAAAGAGAAACCAUCCCUAGAUCCUGAUGAACUAAUGGCCGAGAUGGGACUUUAAUCAAUAAAAGAUUCUCACUGACAAGAACGAAAGAUAACUAAAACUUACUAUCCAUGAGUUCAGCAUGAGGAUAACGUCUGGCUAUAUCUCUGACCAUGGAUUGUGUGCAAGCCAAAGCGACUUCGUAUUCAGGCACGCCUUCUUUAAUCACGUCUACACCAGCCUCACAGCCCAGAUCACAAACAGCUGCACCUUGUUUGAUGUGUGCUAUCUCCUCAUCAGAUUUGAUCAUUCUCAUCUUCAUCGUUGGAUCCCCUACAUCCAGUAAAUCCGCCUUGGGCAACGCUUCCUUGAAUUUGUUGAAGCUUACCAAGUUAACGUGGUCGAAUUCUAAUCCUAUGGUUUUGAAUUCUCCGGCGAGGUGGUUGACCACGUUGAAAUAGUUGUCUUUUUGCCAGUCGGUGUAGAUAACGUUGUCCCCAUACGUUCUUCGCCAUGGUUGACCGUAAUCAAUAUCUUACAACAAGAAAUAAAAACAUUUUAGAUUCUGCCUAAUAAAUGUAAAAGACCCUUGUAGGUUUGGCGUAAAGUUUCCCUAUUUCAGACCACGUGUCAUUCCCUUGAGUAUUAUUAAUUUUCUAGAUCCAGUUACUUUGGGCAAUYACAUGUCAUUCCCUUGAGUAUUAUUUCUUUUAUAGACCCUUUUUAUUUUGAGUAUAAUUUUUCCUUAUUUCAGACCACGUGUUAUUCCCUUGAUUAUCAUUUCUUUUAAGCCUGGUUCUUACUAGCGACGCAAGCCGACUCAAGCACAAGAACAAGCAAACACAAGAAAAAAAUCGUUCGUCUUCUUGCGUUUGCGCCGCUUUUUUCAUAGUGAGAACAUGCAUUAGCUUGGAGUUGCGUCUGCUAUGCUUUCGUUGGCUUGAGUCCACAGUGAGAACCAAGCUUCAUAGAACCUUUGGUCUGAAUUAUUUAAAAAAAAUAUUAGGCCCAAAGUUACAGCGCAACGCGCAAAAGUGUGACCACAUUUAAUGUAUUCGCUGAAACUUCUAUUCAAGGGUACUGUACGUUAAACUGACAUAUUGUGAUGCGAAACUGGCUAGUUUAACCUAAUAAGGCGUGUAAACGCUAGUUUGGCAGGAAAAAGCCCGUGAAUACAUUAAAUGUGGUCACACUUUUGCACCUUGCGUUGUAGGGGUGGAUUGGAAAACAUUGCUUCCAAAGAGGACUAUACUUACUCGCAGAUACACUAGUAGACUUUUCCGCAGUCACCACCAAACCGUAAGGUCUUCCAAAAUAACAGUAGACGAAAUCGCUAAAAUAAUUGAUGUUGUGAUAGGAGGUAAAUACGCAUGCGCCGAUGCCUUUCUCUUCCAUGUGCGUCCGCAGCAUGUUGAGUCUGCGGUCCAUUUCUUGAGAGCUGAAUGUUGGUUUAACCUAAUGACGGUCAACAAAAAAACAUUWAAAAAAAAAAUUACUUUGACUUA